GGAGAGAAGAAGAAAAGAGAAGGAAAGAGAAAAAGAAAGAGAGUAGAGGGGAAACAAGUGUGUGAAAAGGGAUGGAUAGAAAGUGGUGAACGAGUAAGAGUAGUUUAAACUCAAGCAUUGCCAGCAUUAGACCAUACAGUGUUGUGCCAUCAACAGGUCAGUGGACUUACCGGGGGGAUAAUGUCCAAACCUUCGUCCAACGUUAAGGCCCUUCAGGCUAAUUUGAACAUCCCGAUGGGAGCUCUGCGUCCAGGGGCGGGACAUCCUGUCAAGAGGAGAGAGGAGACAGUAGACACAGAAGAGGCUCAUUCACCAGACCCGCCCUGCGCCGCCGCCGAGACGCCAGAGGAGAAGAAGACGUUGCCCGGUGCGGUUAAACUGCCGGGUCCUGCCGUUAAUCUAUCAGAGCUGCAGAACGUCAAGAGCGAACUACGAUGGGUUACCAAAGAUUAACAUGAUCCCCAGCCAGGCGAAGAGGAAGGCAGAUAAUCUUCAUAGACACAGACUUGCCCACUGCCACCGAAGACUAAGCAAACUACAAACUAAUCCCAACAUGUUCAGAAACAAUAAAAGCUUUGUGUGAAGCCAACGUCUGCAGAAAAUGUUCAGCAUUUAACCAAAACCACUAAGAAGCAGCCAUCCACAAACUCUCUUUCUAUCAGUACGAUAAGAGGUUAAAGCACUACAAAUAUUUACAUUUAUCUUAUCAUGUCAGAUUGUUUUGUCACUAAAUCCAAACUCAAAUCAUAAUUUGUACAAAAAGUUAAUCACUGUUCAUAUAAAGCGAGAUUUUCUGGCUUGUUUCUGCUGCAGAUAAAACUCCAAUUUGCUUGGACUUUUAGGAGUAAGUGAGUUAUAAUGCAAUAACAACUUAUUCUUUGCUUUUUUUUAGUUUUUGGAGUAUUUCAAAGUCUGAGUUAACUGGUUAAGUAGGAGAUUUGUUGACGUACAUUUAAGGAAUUCACUUGACAAACACUCUGUGAUGACAAUUAUUUUACAUACUGUCAAAACUCCAAAUAUACACCACUGAUUUAUACAGAUGCUUUCUAUUAAAUUAUUCAUUUCUAAAUGUUGUAACAAUUUACAGUGAUGCAAUGGGAUUUAAGUUCAGUUGUACUACUUUGUUUGGGAGGGAAAAUAAUACUGUUUUUCUUGUUUUAUUGUUAUGAUUCCCAAAAUCUUAUCUUCAGGAAAAUGUUGCAAUAAAUCAAGAUGGUU
Molecule: messenger RNA, 1218 nt
Organism: Epinephelus moara (kelp grouper)
Lineage: Eukaryota; Metazoa; Chordata; Actinopteri; Perciformes; Serranidae
Gene: smpx
Product: small muscle protein X-linked
Exons: 5
Coding region: 181-453 (90 amino acids)
Cellular component (GO): costamere; muscle tendon junction; M band
Source: RefSeq, a predicted model, not a curated record